AUGAUUAUUAAAGUUCCUCAUGGAAAUGGAGAAUGUUUUGACUUUGAUACGGAUAAUCUGCCACUGGGCGCGCGUUUUGACCGACUCCUUGAGACUUUGAGGAGCAGUGAUGUUCAGUUGAUGGUACAUUAUGCAAUUGCUCAUGGAUACAAAAAGCACCCAAAGCUUGCAAUGAAGAUUAUUGAGCAAGUAAUAGAGAAGGGAAUGGAUACAGGACGUACAAGCUUACUGAUGCUGCUUGCAUGUAAACUACAGGCUGGGGCUGAUGGGAUUGAUGUAGUGCAGAGGAUUGGGGGACUUGAAUCGACAACCUUUGAUAUUUUGAAAGGAUUUGCAUCACUGAAACGAAAGAGCUACGAUGCAGCGCUUUUUCUGUUCAGAAAAGCAGGAUUCCAGCUAGGAGUGGAAAUAUGUAAUUACUAUACAGGCAACUAUCUGGAGGCAAAGAAGUCGAUGAAUAAAGUAAUAAGGGGGUAUUGCAUUGUGAAGGAAGCAAGGGAUGUGAAAGAGAUAUGCAAGGCAACUGUACUACUUGAGUCUGAGGGGAUAAGAAAUGCUUUGUACAGGCUUAAUGCAUCUGAUGAAUAUGAUGAUGAGACAAAUACGGAUGUGAUGAUUAGACAGGCAGAAGAGCUUGUAGAAAAAGGUGAUUUUGUAAAAGCCAAGGAUUUAAUUGAUAGAAUUCCUAGGAAUGCAGAAAGUCUUUAUCUCCGAGGGAAGAUUGAGCAUAUUUCUGGAUCUACUGAAAAUGCAAAAAGGUGGUAUAUGGAAAGCCUUGAGUGUGAUAAGUUGUUUAUUAAGAGCGAGUAUAAUCUGCAAAGGAUUCUGCAGCAGAAGAUGAGGGAUGUGAGCUAUCCAUCCAAGGAGUUCAGUGAUUUCAAGGUGUAUAUGCAGAUUAAAAAUGGAGUGAAUGAUGUGAACCUGAAUGGAUGUAGCGAUGAGUUCCGUGAUGUGAUUUCGGCUGUGCUAGGGGGGAGAAGAAAGACGGAUGUAGGACUUAGAAGAUAUAUGAAGCUUAUUGGGAAUUGUUGGAUUGAAAAUUUUGUUGUAAUGAAUAACAUUGGAUACUUUAUGUGCAGAGGCAUUAGGCCUUUUGAUAGGCAUAAGGAGAAUGAGGAGGAUGGAAGCGAUAAGUUUUUAGUGGGAUCAAUUGGAGAGAAUUGCAGCACUGAGCAAGAAGGGCUUGUAAGUGAAGGUGUGAAGUAUUUAGAGAUGGCAUUGGACGUGUGUCCUGAUCAGUAUAGAGAGGCGAUAAAGUAUAAUAUUGGAUAUGCAACAGAAGAUAAGCAAAUGCUUAGGGAAUGCACGAUCAAAGAAGCCGAACUUGUUCUUUCAGUUGCAGGCGAUGGGAUAGAGCAUGCUUCUGAAGAGCUUGAGCUGAUGGGAUAUCAUCACAUGCAGAGAAAGGAAUUUAAGCUAGCGAAGAAAAUUCUACAAAGAAUGGAUACUGUUUAUAGCAGCAUUGCUUUAGGGAACAUGUGUAUAAGAAGUUUUAUCAAAGAUAAUAAUGAGUCGGCAUUAGAGAAUGCAAUGGAUGCGUUUUCUAAAGGAUUGAGAUCCUAUUACUGUGGAAAUGGAGUGGGGAUAUGUCUUGCACUGAGUGGAAGAUACGAGGAAGCAGCACAGAUAUUUCGAGAGGUAGUAGUUGAUUGGAAAGGGGGAUAUGUGAAUUUAGGGAAUAUCAUGGUGUGUAUGAAAAGAUAUAAAGAGGCAAUGGAGGCGUUUUUGAAUGUAUCAUCGAUGAGAUACUCACGAAGGAUGUUGGGGAUGUUGUGUAGAGUAGUGGAUACGAUUGAGAGUUAUAUGGCAUGCAUGAAUGAGGGGCUGAGUGAUAUUAAGGGAAGGUUGUUUGAACUUUUAGUGCUUGAAGAGAGAUUAGAAGAAGCAGAGCAAUUGGAUGUAGAUGAUGCGGAGCUGCUUAAUAUGUACAAUCGGAAGAAAGAGGAGGUGAAGGAAAGAGGAAUGGACUUGAAGAGAAAGAGGAACGAGAUUAACGAGUAUAGAAAAAGGCGGAAUGCAAGUUAUAAUAAAGAAUGA
Molecule: messenger RNA, 2037 nt
Organism: Ordospora colligata OC4
Lineage: Eukaryota; Fungi; Microsporidia; Ordosporidae
Exons: 1
Coding region: 1-2037 (678 amino acids)
Biological process (GO): regulation of DNA-templated transcription
Cellular component (GO): Cdc73/Paf1 complex
Molecular function (GO): RNA polymerase II complex binding
Source: RefSeq, a predicted model, not a curated record